GAGGGGCGUGGCUGGCGCGCCGGCGCUGGAGCCGGGAAGGGGGUGCGGGUGAGCGAUGGUCGCAAGAUGGCGGCACUGAAGGAGGCUCGGAGCUACGGGCUGUCGUGCGGGCGGGUGAGCGACGGCAGCAAGGUGUCGGUGUUCCACGUGAAGCUCACCGACAGUGCCCUGAGGGCUUUCGAGAGCUACCGCGCCAGCCAGGAUUCUGUUUCUCUGAGACUGUCAAUUCGAUUUCAAGGAAGUCAAGGGCACAUCUCCAUCCCUCAGCCUGACUGUCCCUCAGAGGCACGGAACUUCUCCUUCUACCUUUCAAACAUUGGCCGCGACAGCCCCCAGGGCAGCUUCGACUGCAUCCAGCAAUACGUCUCCAGCCAUGGGGACGUCCACCUGGACUGCCUGGGCAGCAUCCAGGACAAAAUCACAGUGUGUGCCACCGACGACUCCUAUCAGAAGGCACGGCAGAGCAUGGCUCAGGCCGAGGAGGAGACGCGGAGCCGUGGUGCCAUUGUCAUCAAGGCUGGAGGCCGCUACCUGGGCAAGAAGGUUCAGUUUCGGAAGCCAGCACCAGGGGCAACGGACGCUGCGCCCUCCCGGAAGCGGGCAACCCCCAUCAACCUGGCGAAUGCUAUCAAGAAGAGCGGUGUUGGCAGCGUUGGUGGGAGUGGUGGGGUGUCACAGAGGCCUUUCCGUGACCGCGUGCUGCACCUCCUGGCACUGAGGCCCUACCGCAAGGCUGAGCUGCUGCUGCGGCUACAGAAGGAUGGCCUGGCCCAGGCAGACAAGGAUGCUCUGGACGGCCUUCUCCAGCAGGUGGCCAACGUGAAUGCCAAGGACGGCACGUGCACACUCCAGGACUGCAUGUACAAAGGCGUGCAGAAGGACUGGCCCGGCUACUCAGAGGGGGACCAGCAGCUGCUGAAGCGGAUGCUUGUCCGGAAACUCUGUCAGCCACAGAGUGCAGGAGGCCUCCCUGCAAACCCUGAUGCCAGCAGCCCUCCAGGGGAGCACAGGAGCUCAGCCUCGCCCCCUCAGAAACGACCACAGCCUCCUGAUUUCAUCGACCCCCUGGCCAACAAGAAACCAAGGAUAUCACACUUCACCCAGAGAGCCCAGCCCACUGUCAAUGGGAAGCUGGGCCUGCCCCAUGGCCGAGAGGCCCUGCUGCCCACCCCGGGCCCGCCGGCUGGCACGGAGGUCCAUCUGCCGACCAGGCUAGAGUCCCAAAGGGCCCAUGACCCUCUGGCUGAUGCCAGCAGUGAUCGGGGCCACAGUGGCCGGGACUGUGAGCGAGGGGAAGUGGCCUCCUCAGCCCCCACCACACACCUCAGCCUGCCCCUGCUGACGGACUGUGCCCAGCCCAGCAGGCCCCACGGCAGUUCGUCACGUGGCAAGUCCAAGAAGAAGUCCAAGAAGCACAAAGACAAGGAGAGGGUGGCCGAGGACAAGCACCAGGCCCGGCCACCAGACCGUGUACCCAGCCCUCUAGGAAUCCCAUCAAAUGCUCCAGGCCUAAAUGGGACUUGCAGCAGCUCCAGUGUCCCUACAUCGACCUCGGAGACGCCCGACUACUUGCUAAAAUAUGCCACCAUCUCCUCCUCGGAGCAGCGCCAGAGCUACAAGAACGACUUCAACGCCGAGUACAGUGAGUACCGCGACCUGCACGCACGUAUAGAGCAGAUCACACGGCGCUUCACGCAGCUCGACACCCAGCUCCGGCAGCUCUCCCAGGGUUCCGAGGAGUAUGAGACCACUCGUGGGCAGAUUCUGCAGGAGUACAGAAAAAUAAAAAAGACCAACACCAACUACAGCCAGGAGAAGCACCGCUGUGAGUACCUGCACAGCAAGCUGGCCCAUAUCAAGAGGCUCAUCGCCGAGUACGACCAGCGGCAGCUGCAGGCCUGGCCCUAGUCCGAGGCCGCAGGGCAGGAGGUCCCGCUCUGCAGGCCAGGCCAGCUCCCCUCACCGGGCUGACCCUCCUGGAUGGCGGGGAACUGGGAGCUGGUGGGGGGCAGCUGCAGAUGGGAAAAAGAUUUAUUUAAAAAAUAAACACAAGGAAGACACGUU
This is a messenger RNA of Manis pentadactyla (Chinese pangolin), 2064 nucleotides long. RefSeq names its product elongation factor for RNA polymerase II (gene ELL). Gene Ontology annotation, biological process: snRNA transcription by RNA polymerase II; positive regulation of transcription elongation by RNA polymerase II; transcription elongation by RNA polymerase II. Gene Ontology annotation, molecular function: cis-regulatory region sequence-specific DNA binding. The coding region runs from base 67 to 1908 and encodes 613 amino acids. The record is from RefSeq and is a predicted model, not a curated record. NCBI's taxonomy places the organism in Eukaryota, Metazoa, Chordata, Mammalia, Pholidota, Manidae. Gene Ontology annotation, cellular component: transcription elongation factor complex. The transcript is spliced from 12 exons.